UGAACCAGGAAGUGAGACAGUCGGUGUAUGCUGCCAUGGACAGUGUGAGCGAAAUCGGCUCUCACGGAACAAGUGUUUGGCGUUGAUGUGCGCUCAAAGGGACAUCGAUUGAGAAUGGAUUCUUGACAACUCCAACACAGUGUGGUAUUCUAUUAGUGUACAUUUAAGAAGUAAGAAUUAAGAACUGAGUGCUCGACAAUGAUGUCAGAAUGCGACCCAACAGGGACAUCGGAGCCCGCGUUGGACACCGAGACAACCGCGGUUUCGCUACCGCAGUCCAAUUCCCUCAACGCACAUCGUUCAAGAGUGUUAUUUGACAAGAGCACGCCGGACUCGGGGCUCCAGUCUAACCCCGGCUUUGCCGUUCGAAUUUUGGACUCGUGCGAGAGCGUCUUGACCGAGCUCGAGGCGGAAGGCUCCGGCGAAGACGCGUUGCUGUUGCCGUGCGUUGCUGGAAACUCGUCUCCACUUAAAAGCGCCCGAGACAAGAGCAGGCUGAGCAGACUCAGCUCAUCGUCGGAUAGAGACACGUUAGCCUCGCCAGGUAUCAACAAUGGGGACAUCAACCACUUCCCAGAUGAUCCUGAGUUUGCGGAUAUUAUCCAAAGGGCUGAACAAGCCAUUGAGGGUGGUGUCUUUCCAGAGAGGAUUUCGCAGGGCUCCAGUGGAAGUUACUUUGUUAAAGACCCAAAAGGGAAAGUCAUCGGUGUUUUCAAACCAAAGUCAGAGGAACCCUAUGGUCAUCUGAAUCCCAAAUGGACCAAAUAUUUUCACAAGCUCUGCUGUCCAUGUUGUUUUGGGCGGGGCUGCCUGCUGCCAAACCAGGGUUACCUCUCAGAGACUGCUGCUUCGCUAGUUGACAGCAAACUGGGCCUUGGUGUGGUGCCAAAAACCAAGGUGGUGUAUUUGGCCAGUGAGACCUUUCAUUACAGUGCCAUAGACAGAGCCAAAUCCAGAGGGAAGAAGUACGCUUUAGAGAAGGUGCCCAAAGUCGGACGACGCUUCCACAGAGUGGGCCUGCCACCAAAGGUGGGCUCAUUUCAACUGUUUGUGGAAGGUUAUCGUGAGGCCGACCAUUGGCUGAGGCACUUUGAAGCAGAACCCCUACCAGAGAACAUCAGAAAACAGCUACAGUCACAGUUUGAGCGGCUGGUGGUGCUGGAUUAUGUAAUCCGAAACACAGAUCGAGGAAACGACAACUGGUUGAUCAAGUAUGAGAAACCAGGCGAGUGCGACGGACCAAAGGAUUCAGAAUGGCCAGAGAACAGUUCCCAGCCUUGCAUCAAGAUCGCAGCCAUUGACAAUGGCCUGGCCUUUCCCUUCAAACACCCUGAUGAAUGGAGAGCCUACCCCUUUCACUGGGCGUGGCUCCCCCAGGCCAAAGUGGCUUUCUCCCAGGAAACCAGAGAGCUGGUGCUGUCCCGCCUCUCGGACAUGAACUUUGUGCAGGACCUCAGUGAGGAUCUCUAUGAGAUGUUUAUGAGAGACAAAGGUUUUGACAAGACCAUGUUUGAGAAACAGAUGUCCGUCAUGAGAGGCCAGGUAUUGAAUCUCACCCAGGCUCUUAAGGAUGGCAAGAGCCCUCUACAGCUGGUGCAGAUGCCUCGCGUAGUAGUGGAGCGCAGCCGAUCAGGUGGCCAGGGCCGAGUGGUAACCUUAGGCAACGCCUUCACUCAGACCUUCCACUGCAAGCGACCAUUUUUCUCCUCUUGGUAGAGGGGGAACAUCAGCCACUGGGGUUUUUUGGUUCCACCAGGGAAUGUUUUGAAGAAGUUGGAUGAAGAAUGUUUUUUCAUAACGCUGGUUGUGAUGGAAAUGUGUGAUCAGCAUAUGGCCGCAAGAAGUUUGUUUUUUGCGUCAAUCACAAUUAUCCUAUUCACAGAUUUUACAUGUGGGUCAAAGGACUAAAAAGGACAGGGUAAAACACCUCUGUGGUCCGCAAAUGUUUGACAUUCCAAGUAAAAUAAUGGGCAAUUCUAGAAAGAAAAAACAUUAAAAAAUCGUCACUUUGCCUUGUAUGGAGACUUACUGAGAUUUGAGAAUUAUAUGAUUAGUGUCACUAAAAUUGAUUAACACAAUGUUCCUUUCCCAAAUUUAUUGAGCAUACACAAAGCCAGUGUCGCCAACUAUUACAGUACCACUGCCAAACCCUUGUCUUCAAAAGGACUCUUGCAAAGCCUCAAGAAAAAAAAUAUAUACUGUAUACUCUUGUUGAAACUUGAAUUUAAACCUGGGCGGAAGAGGGAGACGACUUGGAAUAACAAUAUUGCUUGAAUGUAAUGUUUACUCUUUGUACUCUUGUUCUAAAACAUUUCACAGGGAGUGAAUGCUGUCAAAAACAAUCUCACAACACUGAAUGUAUUUGUUCUUUGACAUGUAUUUAUUUACCUCACAGCAUGGAGAGCCGCACCACUGUCAUCCCUCUGCGACUUAUUGUCAGAAAGUCAAAGCUGUGUAUGUAUGCUUCUUGACAUUUUUAUUCCAACAUGAUUGUAUGAGCAGAGUUGUAUAUUUAACAAAAUUAAUAAGAUUUGGGAGCAUUU
Hippocampus zosterae (dwarf seahorse) is the source of this 2543-nucleotide messenger RNA. It is a transcript of the gene pi4k2b, whose product is annotated as phosphatidylinositol 4-kinase type 2 beta. The record is from RefSeq and is a predicted model, not a curated record. The coding region runs from base 199 to 1716 and encodes 505 amino acids. The transcript has 11 exons. Gene Ontology annotation, molecular function: 1-phosphatidylinositol 4-kinase activity. NCBI's taxonomy places the organism in Eukaryota, Metazoa, Chordata, Actinopteri, Syngnathiformes, Syngnathidae. Gene Ontology annotation, cellular component: plasma membrane; lysosomal membrane; endosome. Gene Ontology annotation, biological process: endosome organization; phosphatidylinositol phosphate biosynthetic process; Golgi organization.